Messenger RNA from Leptomonas pyrrhocoris, 430 nucleotides. Its product is annotated as unspecified product. The record is from RefSeq and is a predicted model, not a curated record. Bases 128 to 430 code for a protein of 100 amino acids. The transcript has a single exon. Lineage: Eukaryota; Euglenozoa; Kinetoplastea; Trypanosomatida; Trypanosomatidae.
AGGUCCGAUCUGAGGGCUGGCGCCUUCAUUUUCAUACGGAGCAGCAUCAACAACAAAAAACCCGCGGCACGGGUUGCACACGAAAUAUUGCGAGUCUCAAAGCUCGCAGACUCUUAGAGUGCUUUAUAUGUUUACAAUGGAGCGCGAAUCGACCUCAACGUUGUUCAGGUCUCUGCAGGAGUCCGUGAAGCCAAACGCGAGGGCCUCGGAGGCGCUGCGCGGCGCCACACAGCAGUUUUCAAUGGAGAAUACGGGCGACGUAGUGCAGUUGGUAAACGGACUCAUUCAGAAAUUCUUGCGUAGUGCGCUGCCGUCCACGUCGAGUUGGACGAAAGUGUACACGUUUGGCUCCAGCGGCCUCGGCGCCGCGAUCGCCGGCAGCGACAUCGAUUUGUAUGGUGAGACAUCCUCCUUUUCUUUGCUUCUUUGA